GCGCAAGAGAGGGCUGGGCAAAGCGCAGCCCGCCGUGCGCACGAUGACGGGCAGCCCACGGCCCCCCGAGCGCUAGGGCGCCCACCGACCCAUCACCCGGCACCGGGCACACCACCAGCACCAGGGGGCAGCCAUGCCCACCUCCCUGCCCCGCCUCACGCCGGCGCGCCAGAGCACGGUCAGCACGCUCGGAUCGUUAGUAAGCCGCGCGAGGCAAGCCAUCCAGCCCCCGAAGGCGAAAACCAAACGAGAACAGCAGAAGGAGGAGCUCUUUUCGCACUACGUCCUCAACAAGGACCCGGAAGCGUCCAAGUACAUGCCCUACGACGAAGUAGCGUAUCCCUCGUUAGUAAGGAAAGCUAGAGAUGUGGGGGAACUCCAGGAAAGCGCGCCCCAGGAGCUGGAGCAUUUAUAUUUUGCCGGCCACUUGGACUACCUGCGGAGGACGGAGCAGAAGCGCGUCCAGGCCUCGUUCAAGCCGUUUUUAGCUCCACCUGGUGGCAGGAUGCUGCCCGGCGCGGCCCUCGAGAUGCGCAAGCAUAGUGAGAGGCAACGGAGCGUCGCCAGACGAGAAGCCGCGCAGCAGAAGCGGGAUAACGAGCGGGACUUUCUUGGUUUUCGUAAGAAGCCGCAUUUGUUACGACAGAGUAAACCGGAGACUACAGAGUUAUCAGAUCUGGGCAAGUCGCUCUCGGAGCACGAGGAACUAAGGCUGAGGCACCUGGCCUCUUCCCUACUAUUUGACGAUAAGAAGCAGAACCCUUAUGAGCGAGCGAAUCGGUCGUUGAGGAGGGCCAUCCGCAAGCGGAAACCAAGGCGAGUGGUCGCGUCGUUGUCGGUGGCACACGUCGGCGACGCCGUCGAUCGGUAUCGCGAGGAGGCUCGCGCUCAGCGAGUUAUAGGAAGAGCCUUCCGCAUCUUCGUGAAGCGGAGGAGGUUAGAAAGACGAUUAGAACAAAACAGAGUUGUGGUGUCCUUACAAGCUGCGAUGCGCGGGGUCAUUGCUCGGAAACUCGUGGCCGUGUGGUACCGCAAGUUGGUGAUCGUAACCAUAAAAUGGCAGGCGCGCAUUCGACGCGCGUUAUGUCAAUUGCAUCUUAAGAGGAGGUGGAUUCACGAGCGGCGUUUAUAUGUUGUGAUCCACAGCGCCGUGCGCAUGUUUCUGGGGAAGUGUAGGGUGCGACGACGACGCUUCGACACGUGCGCCCGGCACAUCCAAUCUUUAUGGAGAGGUUCUCGCGCGAGGUGCGUCGCCGACCGGACGUGGCUGGAAUCAGUCGUCAUACCCAUCCAGAAGCAGGCUAGAGGCAUGCGAAGUCGUAGUCGGUACGCGAAGAUCCGGGAGGAGGUCUACGCGGCGACGUUGAGGAUUUCGAGGUGUUACCGCGGCUACUCCGGGCGGCGAGACCGGAACAAGGCCUUGUAUGAGCGGGAGUCGGGCGACCUGCGGGACUUACUCGCUCUAUUGGGUAGUGAAGCCCAGGCCAUGCAAGAUAGGGCAAAAAGAACGGAAAAGCGGAUCACGAAAAAGAACUUGCGGGCGAAGCGCGACGCCGCGAAGGAUCGGGUCGAUUCGCUGGCCGACGAGGUCAUCACGAUGGAGGCGCGCUACCUCCUCCUCAUCCAGGAGAAGGAACGAUUAACACCGAGAGCCAUUAGUGGAGGCUACCGCGACGAGAUGGACGCGAACAUUAGUGAAUACCGGCAGAUCGUCACGAAGCUGAAAACGGAGCUGUUAUUUGGGGCGUUGGUCGAUCUGCGGGCCUUGGAGGGCGAGAUCCGCGAGUCGGAACUAGUCGUGGAGCAGGCGCAGUUUUUUGCUGAAGAGGCGAACGCGGCGCGCGACGAAGAACUAAGAGCGAUCUGGCGGCGGGAGUCGCGCAUGAGGCACGACGCCGCGGCCCUCGACAAGAGACGGGCCAUCGGCGACCAGAAGCGGGCCUGGCGCGUGAAAUUCUUCACGGCGAGCGGCAAGCCGAAGAAGCGCGUCCCGAGCAAUGAUCCGAUGGCCCAGGCGCAUACGGGAGUCUACUGCGGGGGCACGGCUAAUUUGUUAGCGUUCGAGGACACGGAGAAGCACCGCAUCGGCUCCGACGAGGCCCUGGAAGCCUUAGACGAUAAAAUUCGGUUGCAGUCGUGGCUCAACCAGGUGGCCCAGGUCGAGCAGCUCUUCGAGCCGCUGGCCGAGCCGCUCCAGCGCAUGCAUCGCGCGGCGUCCGAUAUGAACGAUGUGGAUGGGCGCGACUUCACGAGGGUGUGCAUGGGUGAGGAGGAGGCGCCUCCUCCGGUCGUUGUGGAGGCGCCCGUCGUGGAGUCGACGGCGCUCGCCGUCGUGCCCGGCUCGCCCGCGGACGAGUCGUACGACUUCUUCGGCGACGCGUCGCGGCCCGAGAGCCCGGCGCGCAUCGCCUGGGAGCCGCCGCCCUCAUCAAGGCCGAAGCGCGUCUACAUGCCGAAGCGGCGGACGCGGCGGCCGCCCGUGUCGCGCGUGCCCUGGUCAUUGCUCGACGAGCUCGACGCGGAGAAGGAGAAGUUCGCCAUGCAGCAGGUCGGCGACACGUUCAAGGACCGCUUCGAGGCGGCCGACGCGAAGAAGAAGCGCGUCCGCCAGCGGUUCGUCGAGUAAGUUUACUGGUCUUGUGAAUCCGAGUCGCGCGCGCUGCGCCCGGCCUCGCGGAGCCGCGACCUCCACGUAUCACCGUGGAGCGGCUUCCACGUCGUCGCGGCAGGCCUGGGGCCGCGGCGGACCCGGCCGGCGGGACGCGAGCCGACGGUGCCGCAGAAACGGCAGAU
This is a messenger RNA of Pelagomonas calceolata, 2793 nucleotides long. Lineage: Eukaryota; Pelagophyceae; Pelagomonadales; Pelagomonadaceae. The record is from the annotation of a GenBank genome assembly.